AUGGACGUGUGUCUCAGCUCUGCGCAGCAGUCCCUGUGCCUGGGAGAGGCACCGAACUCCCCAGGUGGCUGGUUGGAGGAGGAGGAGGGGGCUCUCCAGGAAGAUGGCACCGGGGGACCCCCAGGAGAUGCUAACAACAUAGAAUCGUCUCUUCGUAGCCUCCAGAAAUUCGUUCCGACAGAUUAUGCCAGCUACACUCAGGAGCAUUACCAGUUUGCCGGCAAGAAGAUCAUCAUCCAAGAGUCGAUAGAGAGCUAUGGAGCCGUGGUGUGGCCAGCGGCUACAGCUUUGUGCCAGUAUUUGGAAGAACAUCAAGAGGAGUUGAAUCUCCAAGAUGCCAAAAUCCUGGAAAUUGGUGCUGGACCAGGCCUUGUUUCCAUCGUGGCCAGUAUUCUAGGAGCUCAAGUCACAGCAACGGAUUUACCUGAUGUCCUGGGAAACCUUCAGUACAAUCUCUUAAAAAAUACCCUGAAAUGCACAGCACAUCUGCCUGAAGUGAAGGAACUGGUGUGGGGGCAAGACCUGGAGCAGAACUUCCCCAGGGCAGCCCUGCAUUACGACUAUGUCUUGGCCUCUGACGUGGUGUACCACCAUUACUUCCUGGACAAGCUGCUCCUCACCAUGGUGCACCUUUCCCAGCAGGGGACCGUGGUACUUUGGGCAAACAAGUUCAGGUUCAGCACAGAUUAUGAAUUCUUAGAUAAAUUCAAGCAGGUUUUUGAUACGACUCUCUUAGCUGAAUAUCCAGAGUCAACAGUCAAACUUUUUAAGGGGACAUUAAAAUGGGACUAA
Messenger RNA from Marmota flaviventris (yellow-bellied marmot), 792 nucleotides. It is a transcript of the gene Mettl21c, whose product is annotated as methyltransferase 21C, AARS1 lysine. The record is from RefSeq and is a predicted model, not a curated record. Lineage: Eukaryota; Metazoa; Chordata; Mammalia; Rodentia; Sciuridae.